This is a messenger RNA of Polychytrium aggregatum, 537 nucleotides long. RefSeq lists its product as uncharacterized. The record is from RefSeq and is a predicted model, not a curated record. The annotation marks the transcript as partial. Lineage: Eukaryota; Fungi; Chytridiomycota; Chytridiomycetes; Polychytriales. The transcript is spliced from 2 exons.
CGGCGAGGCAGGUCGGUCCGCUGGUCGAGGUCUUGUUGAUCGGUGGAGCGGCUCCAUGCGGAACGAUCAACCUCCAACUCAGCCUGAGGGACGGGAUCGUGGCAGGGCACUUUGCAAGAACCAGUCGCUGGGCAGCCUGGUUGAUGGAGAAUAGCCGAAUGAUUUGGUUGAAGACGCUUUGGGUGAUGUUGCCGGUGAUAUGGAAUGGAAGGACGGCAGUGGAAAGACACAUGCCAGUGCCAGCAUGCUGGAGAAUGCCGAGAUGCGAGUCAAAGCUCCAGGUGAUAUCGGCGCAGGAUACGCUCUGGGUUGGAGGAAAGACAAGCCCGAUGGUUGAGGCAUUGGAAGUAGUGCCGAGGAAGCCCUGGGUCCAUGAAUUUUGGAUGGUGACGAGCGAGGAGGCGACUGAAGGUGACGGAGUCACCGCGACGGAAGUGAUCGUGGGUGAGAUCCAAAAUGCCGACAUGUCAGUUGAGUGAUCGGGAAGGAAGAAACCGGACUGACUGAUGGAGAGAGCGAAGGACGAUGGGAUGCGGG